AUGUCGAUGAGUCGAGUUCAUCUGACCAUCGAACCGUUUAUACUCACUACUCGGGCUCGCUUGCGCUCUCGGGCUAAUCGGUAUACAGCUCGCGAUGACGCUGCGGCAAGGAGGGGGGCGCAUGUGACGCUUAUAUUCGCACAUGGUUUAGGAUUCCACAAGGAGCACUGGGAGCCAGUCAUACAAGAACUGUUCACUACCGAUAUCAGAUCGGGGUGUCCUGUGCUCAAGGAGGCCUGGUCGAUCGACUCUCCUGAUCAUGGGCAGAGUGUGUUUCUGAACGAGGAGGAACUCCGACAUCAGUCCAUAUCCUCAUGCGGGACUUACGGGACCGUGAUCUCGACGUUAAUCCAUUCGGGGCUGGUGGAUCGAGACGAUAAGAUCGUGUUCAUCGGACACUCCGCGGGCGCAUCUGCAGGAGUCAUCUCGACCUCUUACUACGAACGCCGAAGAGACAUCCCGUAUAGUUCCAUGAUCUUCGUCGAACCGAUGAUGUAUUCGAGGGAGUUGCUGUCUCGGAAUGUCGAUGUGCAGAACUGGGUUAUCAAGGCGAGUAAGGCGUGCCUUUCGAGAAAAGAUUCGUGGCCCUCCAUCUCUGCUGCGAAAACAUUCCUGUCCAGUAAAUCUCCUUGGAAGCUGUGGGAUCCAAGGGUGCUUGAUAUCUAUGUGACCUUGGGCGGAUUGAGGCAGUUACCGUCUGGCGCCGGCUCGGGCGUGACGCUGACAUUAGCGAAAACUGCCCAAAGCGCCGCCUACGCCAACGUAGAACCUCAUCAUGACGCUAGCGAACAACUCAAUAAUAUCGCCAGCUAUAUUCCUAUACAAGCGAUCUUUGGGACGCGUGUUGAUUACUGUCCGAGGGCUAUUCAAGAUAAUAUUCGUGCUCUACUUGAGAAGAGUAGCAAUAAUCAAAUCGAGUUCAUCGAAGAUGCCGGACAUACGGUUGUACAAGAGCAACCUACACGCUUAGCCCAAGCAUUGUACGGGUUUAUCCAGAGAGACUUUUCAGUGAUCCAAAGCCGAUUAUGA
Messenger RNA from Pleurotus ostreatus (oyster mushroom), 1029 nucleotides. RefSeq lists its product as uncharacterized. The record is from RefSeq and is a predicted model, not a curated record. NCBI's taxonomy places the organism in Eukaryota, Fungi, Basidiomycota, Agaricomycetes, Agaricales, Pleurotaceae. The transcript is spliced from 7 exons. Bases 1 to 1029 code for a protein of 342 amino acids.